Pristis pectinata (smalltooth sawfish) is the source of this 1506-nucleotide messenger RNA. RefSeq names its product RERG/RAS-like a (gene rergla). Bases 165 to 767 code for a protein of 200 amino acids. NCBI's taxonomy places the organism in Eukaryota, Metazoa, Chordata, Chondrichthyes, Rhinopristiformes, Pristidae. The record is from RefSeq and is a predicted model, not a curated record. Gene Ontology annotation, molecular function: GTPase activity; GTP binding. The transcript is spliced from 5 exons.
UGACGCAAGCCGAGGCGCUCCCUCAAAAGGAGAUCGCCGGUUUGCGGUGCCUGCAAACAGAUAGGGCUCUAUUGAUGCGCGUAGUCUCGCAGGAGAGCGAGGGCUAUCUAAGAACUCCCGCAGAAGGGAAGGUUGACUAGAGCUCACUAAUAGCCACUGACAGCAUGAAUGAAAUCAAACUUGCUGUGUUAGGAACCGAAGGAGUUGGGAAAUCCGCUCUCAUUGUGCGUUUUCUGACCAAGCGUUUUAUUGGCGAGUACGCGUCCAGUUCAGAGUGCAUUUACAAAAAACGCUUAUCCAUAGACGGCCGGCAAAUUAAUUUAGAAAUAUUUGAUCCAUGUUCCCAAAAUUUGGAGAAUAAGUCAUCACUAAUUGAUCAAGUGAACUGGGCUGAUGGGUUUGUUGUGGUGUACGAUAUCGGUGAUCGUUCCUCCUUUGUCUCAGCGAAGACUCUCAUUCGACGACUACGAGAAGUGAAUAGUGAGAUUUGCAAAAGAGAUGUUACAUCAGUGAUAUUUUUAGUUGGCAAUAAGCAAGACUUGUGCCACAUGAGAGAAGUGAGAGAGGAGGAGGGGCUGCUCUUAGCUGGAGAAAACAAAUGCCACUUUUGCGAACUGUCAGCAGCUGAAGAUCACCAGGAGGUAGGAACGAUGUUUUCAAAGGCCAUCAGGAAUGCAAGUGGAAAUCGUAGAAGACGACCCAGUGGCUCAAAGUCAAUGGCUAAAUUAAUUAACAAUGUGUUUGGUAAAAGAAGGAAAUCUGUGUAACACAAUGCAAUUUCCCUCCCAAUGCCCAUGUUAUAACAAAUGUAAGGCCUCCAAAAAUACCUGGUGUUUCCCACCUUCUUAAUCCAGAUCAACAGAGAAAUAACAAAAAAAGCAAACUCUUAGUAGAUGUUUUUGUUUCGAAUGAAAAUGUAAAAUAAGGAUUGUUCUGAUUGGCUUUCCUGGCAUAAAUCAGUGUGUAGGGAAUAAUGUAGCCUUAAAACCGGUUUUACUAAGAUUUGCUGCUCAAACAUCUAUUCGCUCCCCUUAGGGAGAGCUCAUUUUGGAAGCACUAAUUUUAAUCUAUGAUAUUCUGAUGUAUUAUCAGUGACUUCCAUACAUAUUGGUACAAUAUCAUGAAAAGUCUAAUUGUGCAGUCAGAUCUAAAUGUUAUAUAUUUUGAUAACUAUUUAAGUGUAAUCACUUUGUGGGACAGAUUAUAAGUGAAUGUUAAGGUUGAUCUGUAUGAAAUAAUAGUUUGUCUACCUAGCAAGCUUUUCCAAAAUGAACCUCCACUGCUCCUUUUGACACUUGGGUUUAUAUCUGUAACAUGUGUUCAGGACACACAAAGGUACAAAAAUAAAACUGGGUUUGUCAUACACCUGGUGUAAAUAUGUGAAAGUUUUGUACAUCAUAAUACUUAUUGUACCAAUUUAUGUAAUUAAGCAACCAGUCAUUCUAUAUUCCUUCUAUUUUUUCUACUUCAAUUGUGAUUGGUGUUGUGCAAUUAAAACCUUUUACA